This is a messenger RNA of Strongylocentrotus purpuratus (purple sea urchin), 2576 nucleotides long. RefSeq names its product matrix metalloproteinase-14. Gene Ontology annotation, biological process: collagen catabolic process; extracellular matrix organization; proteolysis. Bases 140 to 1702 code for a protein of 520 amino acids. Gene Ontology annotation, molecular function: metalloendopeptidase activity; zinc ion binding. NCBI's taxonomy places the organism in Eukaryota, Metazoa, Echinodermata, Echinoidea, Camarodonta, Strongylocentrotidae. The record is from RefSeq and is a predicted model, not a curated record. The transcript has 9 exons. Gene Ontology annotation, cellular component: extracellular matrix.
UAAUUUCCGAUAAAACUCUUCACCUCUAGUAUCACUCUGGCAAGGAGAAGUUAAAGCAAGGAUUGUUGGAUAUCAUCGAGGAAGAAAGGGUUCUAUUUCGAGUUUGAGAAAAAACACGGUAGGAGGGAAAGAUAGGAAGAUGAUGCCGAGAUUGGUAGUACUCCUCCUGGGAUGCUGUCUGGCGGCUGUCGGCUCUAUGGCAGCAGAACAGAUUGAAACCCAGGAUCAGAUUUGGGAAUUCAUGAAGAAAUAUGGCUAUAUCAUGGAGGACGAUAUGGUGAAUGGAAUGCCAAAAGAUGAGGAAACCAAGACAAAGUCCAUUAUAUACUUCCAGAAAAUGGGAAAUAUGACGAUGACAGGAACCCUUGAUGAAGAGUCCAUGGAGCUGAUGAACACACCUCGCUGUGGCAUGACAGACAUGGAAUCCGAUGCCGAUAUGGUGAGAAGAAAACGUUAUGCCUUGGGUCCAAGGUGGACCAAGACCGACCUGACAUGGAAUGUCCUGCAAGACAGCGAUGAUCUAUCCCGUGCUGAUGUAGAGCGUAUCAUGGAACGAGCUUUCAAGGCUUGGAGUGACGUCUCCACUCUAACUUUCCGCAAAGUGACGACGAAUGAGCCCGACAUCAAGAUCAUCUUCGCUGCGAAUGAACACGGGGAUGGGUUCAAUGCCAGAUUCGAUGGUAGUGGUGGUGUUCUAGCGCAUGCGUAUUUUCCCACCUCAAACUUGAUUGGAGGCGACGCUCAUUUCGAUGAGGACGAGACGUACACGGAUGGUACCUCUAGUGGAAUCAAUCUUUUCCAAGUCGCUGCUCACGAGUUCGGUCAUAGUCUUGGUCUCAGACACUCUGAUGUCCAGGAUGCCCUUAUGUACCCAUACUACAGAGGAUACGUAGCAAACUUCCAGCUUCAUCGAGAUGAUAUUGCUGGUAUUCAAGCUCAAUACGGAGAAGGAAACGGGCAGCCAGAAGAGCCAGACACGCCCUCUACGCCGUUGGACAACUGCAUGCCUCAGAUUUCUUGGGCUACACGGACGAGAGAUGGCAGUGCCUACUUUGCUAAUGAAACGCACGUGUUCCGUCGAGCUAGUAAUAACAUGAUUCCUGCCGGCUAUCCGAAGAUGAUAGGUGACGAAUUCCCCGGUCUUCCAACCGACCUAGACGCUGCUUUCUAUUAUUCUCCAUACACUUAUUUUUUCAAGGGAAGUCAAUAUUGGCGGUUUCGAAACCGGGCAAUGGCUGGCACUUAUCCGAGACCGUUAUCCGACUGGCAGGGUCUACCAAAUGAUCUCGAUUCGGCUUACGUAUGGACCCGCAAUGGCGGAAUCUAUUUUACUAAAGGAAAUCAGUACUAUCGCUACAACCGUGGAGUAAGCUCAUACUACCCCCAGCCUUUGAGCCGAUGGGGUGGGCUUCCAAGUGAUGGUGUGGAUGCCGCCUUCCGGUAUAACAACGGUUACACUUAUUUCUUCAAGGGGUCAGAAUAUUACCGGUUCAACGACCGCAAUAUCAAUGUGGCAAGCGGAUAUCCGCGGAAUACGGCUAUCCAAUGGUUAGGCUGUGAUCCGAAUGAGCUUUUCCUCGGACCAACCGCGGAUACCGGAGGCGAUGCGACCGCGGAUACCGGAGGCGAUGCGACGGUGAUGGUUCCUUCCAUGGUUGCUGUCUUCUUCUCUGCUCUUUCCGCUCUUUAUUAUGCUUUUUAAAAUCCUUUUUAGAAUUAGAGUGCAUAAAGUUUCAGCACCAAUCAAAGUGAAAACAUUCGAAUCAUAUUUGUAUAUCGUACAUUAGCUUCUCUUCCAUUCUCAUUCCAUCCUUUUUGUGUUCAUCACGAAAUGAGACCUCCCAAACCUCAUAUUAUCAAAUAUUCAGCUAAUUAGACGUUUGAUUCCCCCUCCCCCUCUCUUUCUCUCUCUCUCUCUCUCUCUCUUUCUCUCUCUUUUUCUCUCUUUCUCACUCUUUCUCUUUCUGUCUUUCUUCCCAUACCACCAAAUAACAAGUCAUGUCUCAUUUUAACCAUUGAAUCAAAUCUCAAUUGACUUCUCUAGCUUGACACUAGACACUACAAGAAAAAAAAAAUCCUUUCUUUAAAAAUUAAUAAUGAUUAUAAAUUGUAAUUGUCGCAUCAAUGCUCUCACGAGGGAUGGUAGGAACAUAGUUAGAAAUAUUUGAUGGGUAAGCUAUAUACCCCUGUAUCAAGUGCUCGAGAUCAGUAAGCAAUAUAUUCUUUCAAGGCUGCCAUGAAGCGUAAAUAUUAUUAUCAGCAUACAUGUCAUAAUUAAUAAGCGCUCCAAACACAUGCACAUAACAUAGAUCAAACGCUUCACAAAAGACACACACUAACACAAUAUACACAUUACACAAUACAGACACUUAACUCAUUUCAUGUUAUUUCUGAAAAACUGAUUUACUUCACUGUGUGGCUGUUACAAUUAAUCUGUUUCUGAUUAUACUAUAUGCAAUAGGUCACCCAUAUAGGUUCCUUUCCUGAGGCCGCCAUCGCGUUUAAGAUUAGCUUAAGAUGGCGGUCUCCUGCGUUUUUCAAUUUUGAAGUCAUUUGUCAAUUGUGUUUUUUGUUAA